Dipodomys spectabilis (banner-tailed kangaroo rat) is the source of this 534-nucleotide messenger RNA. Its product is annotated as translation initiation factor IF-2-like. The record is from RefSeq and is a predicted model, not a curated record. The coding region runs from base 1 to 534 and encodes 177 amino acids. The transcript is spliced from 4 exons. NCBI's taxonomy places the organism in Eukaryota, Metazoa, Chordata, Mammalia, Rodentia, Heteromyidae.
AUGGAUGAAUAUAAAGAGGCAAAUUGGGUAGAGAGAGGGGGAAAACAUGGCGCUUGUGAGCUGUAUGUGCAAAAUCCGCAAGGAAUUGCAGUAAAUUCCUUUUUGUUUGAAGAAAAUUUACAACUUGAGGUGGGCUCCAGUCGCCGGCUGCGGGAUUGCGGGGUCCGCAGCGGCCUCGGCUCCCGCCCGGCGUCCAGCCCAACCCCGCCACUGCUCGCUGGGGCCGCCUCCGGAGCCGGCGGGGAGCCCGGCGGGGGAGCCCGGAAGGAGUCCCGGGCGCCGAGCCCCCCGCCGGCGCUGACACCGCCCGCCGGGAGCUGCCGGCCUGCUGCGGUGGCCGCUGCCCCGCGGUUUCGACCCAGUUCCCUCUCCGACACGAGCCGGUGCUGGCCGCCCGGGAUGCGCGCUACUCGGCAGCGCCUAAUGGAUUACUGCAGCCUCCCCGGCCGACCGCCGCCUCCGGCGUGGCAGCUUCCCCGGUUAAGAGCAUACAAGUGCAGAUGCUUGGUUCCUGGAGCAGCGAUAGGAAAGUGA